CACUUAAAUUCGAAUUUUCGAUUUUCUACUGGGACGGGCGGCCAAAUUGUGAGGUUCCGACCAGAAGCAACGUGUGUAAAAUAUUUUUUAAAAAUAUUAAUAUCAAGAGGUCGCUCAAGGAGGUCAAAGUUUGGAAUAAUUGUGUCAAAAUCCUUAUUUUUGCAAAUAUCGUUCAAAGUGUGUGAUGUUGAGAGAAUCUAAUGCAAGAUUCAAAUAUGAUAGUAUUCCAGAUAAUAUUGCAUAUUGUAUAAUAUACCUUCUAUAAUAAUUGUUAAUUCAAACAUCAAACCUGGCACGAACAUAAUAACUCGUAUAAAACGCGUAGUAAGUCGCGUACGGUACACGUUCAAUUCUUGUAUGUUUUGGGGCAGUGUUGAGUGACAAGUGUGCCCUGCUGUGCAGCUGUUGUUCAGUCAGCUACACGCGUCACUGCGGGGCGGUUGUUGCACAGCGUGCGCUCCACUGCCUUAGCCUACUGUUUUCUUUUCACCGUGGCAAUGGCAUCUACAAGAUCUAAGACCGAGGUUUAUUUACUUGGCUCGUUGGAGCACUCCAUCACUGGAACUAAGCUGCCGUCAAAGAAGCAGGUGCUGCAGGUGUUCCUAUAUCACCAUCUGCAACAGAGAAAGACCAAGAACGACGCAGCAGUGGAUACUAUGGCAGUGGUGGAAGAAUUCUGGAAGCGCGCUCGAAUUCCUAUGCAGAAGCCGCAGCGAGCAAGAGAAAAUAUCAUCCGUUUGUAUGAGAAAUGGGUGGCACUGAAAAAGAACAAGAACAGAGCAACAGCGACCCAAAAGGCGAAUGAGCGAAAGUUCGUCGACUCGCUCGAAAAUCUUUUCGACAUUGCUCACGCAAAUGCGAUGUCGAUGAUCACGCUGGAAGAAGAUCGGGAGUUUUUGAAGGCUCAGAGGGAGGAAGGAAGGCGAGGGUCGAUGAUUUCAAGGGACAUGUCCCUGGCAAAGCAAGAGUCUCGACGCAAGAAACGAAAAGAAGAGGAGCAACGCCGUGUGACAAAGGCUCUUCAAGAGCAAGAGAAGGUGGAUGAAACGGCCGAACUUUCAUCGAGCUCAAGUUCAACGUGCUCCCCAAAACGACCAUUUGAUGAAGGCGCUGGUCCAUCUGCGUCCCAGAUGCCCCCGUCUAAGCGUCCGCGAUCGUCGAAGAAGGUACUGGACAGUCACUUGUCUGCCGCAUUGGAUCGGACCUUGACUUCCGACCGUGACGCAGUUCACCUCAUCAGUGCUGCUGCUCGAAGCCUCGGACACGAUCCCAACCAACUCGUGAUAAAUCGUGAGUCCUUCCGACGGGAUCGGCGAAAAUUCCGCGCUGUAGCGGCUGCGGAGAUCAAGAAAUCCUUCAAGCCGUCCGUUCCGCUCACUGUUCAUUGGGAUGGUAAGAUCAUCCCCACAGCGGAUGGAGGCCCAGCCGUCGACCGUCUUCCAGUACUGGUUUCCGGAGACGGAGUGGAAAAGCUCCUCGCCGUGCCUAGUCUCCCCAAUGGAACCGGACAGGCCGCUGCUCACGCCAUUAUAACAACACUCGAAGAUUGGGGAGUUGAGAAUCGGGUGGUUGCUCUCUCCUUUGACACCACCGCUUCUAACACUGGUUUGGCAGCAGGGGCAUGUUCCAUUGUAGAGCAACGACUAGGGCGUGAUGUCCUCCACCUUGCCUGUCGCCACCACAUUUACGAAUUAAUCUGUGAGAAGGCGUUCUUCACUUGCUUUGGACCCUCUAGCGGUCCUGAAAUUCAACUUUUCAAAAGGUUCAAAGUAAAGUGGGAAUACUUGGACAGGACGACACCGAAGGCAAUGGAGAUGGACAAAAUGUCACAAAACCUCCGUGAGCGACGUGAUGAUCUGUUGGUGGAGUUUCAGCGCCUCCUCGACGGGCAGCACCCACGAGACGAUUACCGUGAGUUACUUGAACUUUCAAUCAUCGUCCUUGGUGGCCAGCCGAAGCGAGGCAUCCGUAUCACCCGCCCUGGUGCUCUACAUCGUUCACGAUGGAUGGCAAAAUCAUUUAUGCGGUGA
Messenger RNA from Eriocheir sinensis (Chinese mitten crab), 2030 nucleotides. RefSeq lists its product as uncharacterized. NCBI's taxonomy places the organism in Eukaryota, Metazoa, Arthropoda, Malacostraca, Decapoda, Varunidae. Bases 498 to 2030 code for a protein of 510 amino acids. The transcript has a single exon. The record is from RefSeq and is a predicted model, not a curated record.